CUGCUUCUCUCACACACUCCUCUAAUAUAUUAUACUAUGUGCAGAGUUAACAUUACAUAAAUAUUUUGAAAAGUAAUUAAUUCCAGUGAUGGAUUAACUUAAGGCAGUUAGACAGUGUAUUUAAACAGCCUAUUUGUGUAUAAAAUGGAAGGUUUUACUGAAAAAAAAUUUUUGUUUAUCUUUAAAAAUCUCUAUUGUGUAAUUUUUACAUCAGAUCUUUGUUAUUACUAAGAUGUUUAUAUUCCACAAAGGGGCGAAAUUAUGCCAGUUGCAUCUAUAAUUUGCUUUGCUCCAAACCUUGACUAUUUAAACUGCUUCCAUUUAUGUGUACAAACCUGAGUGGGUUUUUUUUUUUUUUAUGUCCUCAAAUUAAAGGCUCAUUUGGAAAAUUUGAGCUAAGAUGCACACUUACCCAGCUGCUGCCAUCUUCUUCCCAGUAUAUUUUCCCAGCUUAUUGGGAGGGCAAGUUUGUAAAACCAAAAUUUGUUCUAGCUGUUAAUUUCCUGUUCUUCACCUGCACCCACAUAACAGAGUAAAUUGGAAGCAAUAACGUUUUACUCCUACCUUUCCUCUGACCACCCUCUGGUAGCCAUAUGUAAAGAUAUCUAAAAGAAAACUGAAAAUGAUUGGAAGUAGGGACCCAGGAAAUUGAACCAAGUGAACAAACUGAAAUAUGAGUAACAUGCUUUGCUGCUAGAUAGCAACCACAAUCACAGUGUUAAAAAUGAAGAUUAUUUGAGAAGCUCACUGUGAGCCAAGCAGAGUCCAAGUACUUUACGUGGCUAGCUCAUUAGUGACAUUCAUGUGCUCAAGAAAUUAGUCAUGCACUGUUUAGCCAAUAAUGACAUCAUUGCCUUCAUGGGCAUUAGAACUAUAAUUAGCUUAUAUUAGGCUAAGACAUUCUCCACUUAGUUGGCAAUAUUUUUUCUGGGUAAUGCUAAGCCAGUUUUAGCCUGAGCGCUGCCUAGAUAAUCCAUACGGAAAAAUUUUCUGUGACAUUCGCAAGUGAAAUGAAUAUUUGUGUGGGGAUGUGCCAACUGCAGGCUUGUCCUCUCCAACCCUUCUGGGACCUUUACUUCUCCGUGCUACCCUAACGACUACCCUAACAGCCAGGCUUGCAUGUGGACCCUCCGAGCCCCCACUGGCUAUAUCAUUCAGAUAACGUUUAAUGACUUCGACAUCGAAGAAGCUCCCAAUUGCAUUUAUGACUCAUUAUCCCUUGAUAAUGGAGAGAGCCAGACUAAAUUUUGUGGAGCAACUGCCAAAGGCCUAUCAUUUAACUCAAGUGCGAAUGAGAUGCAUGUGUCCUUUUCAAGUGACUUUAGCAUCCAGAAGAAAGGUUUCAAUGCCAGCUACAUCAGAGUUGCCGUGUCCUUAAGGAAUCAAAAGGUCAUUUUACCCCAGACGCUAGAUGCUUACCAGGUAUCUGUUGCAAAAAGUGUCUCUAUUCCAGAGCUCAGAGCUUUCACACUCUGCUUUGAAGCAAACAAAAUUGGCAAGGAAGACAACGAAUGGACCGCUUUCUCCUACUCAGAUGCAUCCUUCUCACAAUUGCUCAGUUUUGGAAAGACCAAGAGUGGCUACUUUCUAUAUAUUUCGGGCUCAAAAUGCUCACUAAACAGCGUGCUACCUGUGAAAGAUAAGGAUGACAUUUUUACAGAAAACUUUGAGCAGCUCUGCUUUGUUUGGAAUAAUUCUUUGGGCUCUAUUGGUGUAAAUUUCAAAAGAAACUAUGAAGAAGUUUCAUGUGAUUCUACCGUUAGUAAAGUCAUUCCUGGGAAUGGGAAAUUGUUGUUGGGCUCCAAUCAAAAUGAAAUUGCCUCUCUAAAAGGGGACAUUUAUAACUUUCGACUUUGGAAUUUUACCAUGAAUUCCAAAACCCUCUCCAACCUCAGCUGCAACGUGAAGGGGAAUGUGGUGGACUGGCAAAAUGACUUCUGGAACAUCCCAACACUAGCCCUGAAAGCUGAAAGCAACCUAAGCUGUGGUUCCUACCUGAUCCCGCUCCCGGCAGCAGAACUAGCCAGCUGUGCAGAUCUGGGGACCCUCUGCCAAGCUACUGUAAACCCUCCUAGUACUACACCACCUACUGUCAGCACUAACAUGCCUGUUACUAACAGAACCGAUAAACAAAGCAAUGAUGGAAUUGUUUAUAGAAUUUCCAUAGUGGUUCAAAACACCCUUCAUCACCCUGAGGUAAAAGUACAGAGCAUGGUUGCAGAAUGGCUCAACUCAACCUUCCAGAAUUGGAACUACACUGUUUAUGUGGUAAAUAUCAGUUUUCACCAGAUCACAGAAGAGGAUAAGAUUAAAGUGAGGAGAAGCCUUGUGAAUGAUCAAAGGUUGGUGAUUUGGGCCCUUCUAGUUUACAAUGCCACCAACAGUUCCAGUUUAGAAGGAAGAACAAUUCAACGGAAGCUCUUAAGAAAUAAUGAGUCCCUGGAUGAGGGCUUGAGGGUACAUACAAUCAGUGUGCGGCAACUGGGUAUAUGUUAUGCUGAGGAGAAUCCUAAAGGAUAUAAAUGGCCAACCAUCCAGCCUUCUAUAUACAAUGCCCCCUGUCCAGGGAAACCAGGCUUCUAUGCUUCACGAACAUGUUACUCUGCUAAUACAUCUGUAGCCUACUGGGGGCCUCCUGAUAUUUCCAAUUGCUCAAGGGAAGCAAAUGAAGUUGCCAAUCAGAUUUUAAAUUUAACCAGUGAUGGGCAGACAUUAAACUCAGCCAAUAUUACCAGCAUCGUAGAACAGGUCAAAAGGAUUGUAAAUAAAGAGGAAAACAUUGAUAUAACACUUGGUUCAACUUUAAUGAAUAUAUUUUCUAAUAUCCUAACCAGUCCAGACAGUGACUUGCUUGAGUCUUCUUCUGAAGCUUUAAAAACGAUUGAUGAAUUGGCCUUCAAGAUAGACCUCAGUAGCACAUCACAUGUAAAUAUCACAACUCGGAAUCUGGCUCUUGGUGUUUCAUCCCUGUCCCCAGAAACCAAUGAAAUUUCAAAUUUUAGCAUCGGUCUUCCAAGCAAUAAUGAAUCCUACUUCCAGAUGGAUUUUGAAAGUGGACAAAUGGAUCCAUUGGCUUCCGUAAUUUUGCCUCCAAACUUACUUGAGAACUUAAGUGAGGAAGAUUCUGUAUUAGUUAAAAGAGCACAAUUUACUUUCUUCAAUAAAACCGGACUUUUCCAGGAUGUAGAAACCAAGAAAGGCACCUUAGUGAGUUACGUGAUGGCAUGCAGUAUUGGAAACAUUACCAUCCGGGAUCUGAAGGAUCCUGUUCGAAUUAAAAUCAAACAUACAACAACUCAGGCAGUGCCUCAUCCCAUCUGUGCCUUCUGGGAUCUGAACAAAAACGAAGGUUCGGGAUUUUGGAACACAUCAGGAUGUGACGCACACAGAGAUUCAGACGCAAACCAGACGAUCUGCCUGUGUAACCACCUCACACACUUUGGCGUUCUCAUGGACCUUCAAGGAACCGCCUCACAGUUGGAUGCAAAAAACACUAAAGUUCUCACCUUCAUCACCUAUAUUGGUUGCGGAAUAUCUGCUAUUUUUUCAGCAGCUACUCUCCUGACAUAUGUUGCUUUUGAAAAAUUGCGAAGGGAUUAUCCCUCCAAAAUCUUGAUGAACCUGAGUACAGCCCUGCUGUUCCUAAAUCUCAUCUUCCUCCUGGACGGCUGGAUCACCUCGUUUCACGUGGGUGGGCUCUGCACCGCCGUGGCAGCCCUGCUGCAUUUCUUCCUUCUGGCAACCUUUACCUGGAUGGGGCUGGAAGCGAUUCACAUGUACAUCGCUCUGGUUAAAGUUUUUAACACUUACAUUCGCCGAUAUAUACUGAAAUUCUGCAUUGUUGGCUGGGGUCUGCCUGCCUUAGUUGUGUCCAUUGUUCUAGCGAGCAGAAACCAAAAUGAAGUCUAUGGAAAAGAGAGUUAUGGAAAAGAACAAGGUGAUGAAUUCUGUUGGAUUCAGGAUCCAGUCGUAUUCUAUGUGUCCUGUGCGGGGUAUUUUGGAGUCAUGUUUUUCCUGAAUGUCGCCAUGUUCAUUGUGGUGAUGGUGCAGAUCUGCGGGAGGAACGGCAAGAGAAGCAGCCGGACGCUGCGUGAGGAGGUUUUAAGGAACCUGCGAAGUGUGGUCAGUCUGACGUUCCUACUGGGCAUGACGUGGGGAUUUGCUUUCUUUGCCUGGGGACCGUUGACUGUCCCUUUCACAUACCUCUUCUGCAUCUUCAACUCAUUACAAGGCUUAUUUAUAUUUAUCUUCCACUGUGCUAUGAAGGAGAAUGUUCAGAAGCAGUGGAGGCGGCAUCUUUGCUGUGGUAGAUUUCGGUUAGCAGAGAACUCAGACUGGAGUAAGACAGCUACCAACAUCAUCAAGAAAAGUUCUGAUAAUAUAGGAAAAUCAUUGUCCUCCAGCUCCAUUGGUUCUAACUCAACCUACCUUACAUCGAAAUCUAAAUCUAGCUCCACCACCUACUUCAAAAGGAAUAGCCACACAGACAGUGCUUCUAUGGACAAGUCCUCAUCAAAACUGACCUAUGCUGAUGGAGAACAGACAUCAAUCAUCCCUGUCCAUCAGGUCAUUGAUAAGGUCAAGGGUUAUUGCAGUGCUCAUUCAGAUAAUUUCUAUAAAAAUAUUAUCAUGUCAGACACCUUCAGCCACAGCACAAAGUUUUAAUAUCUUUAAUAUAUGAAAGGGGAAUCAGUCUGCAGGAACGUGAAGAUGUGCAAGCAGAGAGAACACUGACUAGCAGAUGUAAAGUUGGAAUUACCUAGGUAACGACAUAUAUAUGAAGAAUGUGUUUUGUUAAGAAGGCUUUUGUGAAAUUCAAAAUCUAUGUCUUUUCAGUGUGUUUCAUGGGAGAGUUUCCAACAUCAUUAGAACUUUAGUUCCGAGAGCAGCAUGACUCAGUAGCUAGAGGGGACAUGGUUUUUUAAAUGUAUAAUUGAAUUGACCAAUCAGAACUUAGACUAGGAGGUGGAAUAUUAAAAUUAGAGGACAAGGGACAAGCAGCGCUAGGGACAGGCCCUAGUUAGAGCUCCUUCACACCCCACCUGAUAGCUAGGUUUGGAUAUGGCCGUUUGCUGCGUCAUCUUUUUCCCAACAAAAUCAUACUAAUACUUACAACUCUUCUGGGCCUCGCAAGCCCCAUUGCAAGGCUAGUUUCUAGGAAUGUAGUAGGAUUUUCCUCUUUUGAAGUGAAAUUACAACCACAGAUACAAAAGAAUAUUUUAUGUCAGACUCAAAGUUUGGAAAGGAAUUUUUUCUUAUUAUAUGAAAGGUUUAACCUUGAAGACCAUAAUGUGCCUGAGAAUGAAAGAAUGACCAGAUUUUGACCUCAUUAAUAUGAGACCAUGUUAUUUCACUUAUCCUUUUCAAGACACAAGGCUUAAGCAUCAUCAUUAAUUAUAAUUUAACCUUAUAUAUUUGAAUCAAGGUUAGUGUUGAUGGUUCAUUAAAGUGAACCUCCCAGUAGUUGCAGAAUGAACCUCUUACACCCCUGCCUUUGCUCUUCUACCAUAUAUUGAGCUGCGGGCUCUCAGGAGUGCAGACUUCCACUAGGUGUUUUGUAUACAAUAGUCUGUCUCUUUUAGGAAAGACAACCAUUGAGACUCUCUGGUCUCGUCUUUGCUCCAGAGGCUUUAAGACAUCUCCAUUUGCACAAAUGAAAAACCUCUUUCUCUUUCAAGAGUUUCAUUCCAAAGAAUAUAAGUUCAGACAUAUGGGUGACUUACCAUAAUCAAAAUAAUUUAUAAAAGUUGUGGGUCUACAAUUGCCAGUCUGAAAACUAUUUGUACAUAAGUCCUCUGAUUAUAAGAGCCAGAGGAGGUCUGGCAAGAUAAAUAGUAUGUUAUUUAUGGAUUAGGUUUCUGCAUACAAGCCGUGCAUAAUAUUAACAGCUUAACCUAACUUUCAACCUAUCCUGAGGAAUAUGCUUGCUAGCAAGAGUGUGUAGGAGGCCACAUUCUAACAGUUCUUAAAUGAUGGAGUCGUAUCCAGUUUCUUAGAAAUCAGUCUCAGCACAUGCUGUACCUUUGCCUUGGCUCCGGGUUAUCUGAGACGUUUCAGGGUCUGGGAGGUAGCAGCCUAAGUGAUGAGAAGAUGAGACAUUCUGGCAGAACCAAACUGCUUAAAGGCAGAAGCCAGGACUGAGCACCUGGGGACUUUGCCCUCUGCACAGAAAGCAGGUAGCUCUCAGUCUGAGACAUGGGAGAGCUUUCAGCCUCUGCACCAACCAAGGGGCUUCUCAGCUUUUGCUGACCUUCAAUCAUGAAGAUUUUUACCAGACCUAAAUGGAUGAUAACAUGGUAAUGGGUUUUUAUACCAUUCCGGUUUGUAGCAUACUGAGAUGCUGUCCUGGGGGACAGAACCAUUACCCAGCUUGGCCUUCACCAGAGAGGGGUGUAGAGAGAGGAAAGAGUGGGGACCAGAAAGACUGACCAGAUUUUAACCUCGUUACUAUGAGGCCAUGUUGUUUCACAUGAGUCAUGAAGAUUCACUCCGGUAGAGCGACAUCCUUUGCUGGAGGGAUAUGUAUUAACGGGCUGCUUAGUUUGCAGAGGUUACAUCUAGAUGAAAUUUAACCUUAAAUAGUCACUGACUCUUCAUAUACUUUCCCCAAGCCUUAGAGAUGAUAGAAUUUAAUUAGCUUUCUACUGUGAGAUUUCUACCCAAAGUGCUUAUUUAGCUAAAAGUAAUUAAAAGAGAGCUUUUAAAAUAGCUUUGGUUUCUACUCGUAUUCAUUCAGAUCUGAGAAAACAUUUUUUUCUUCACAUUUGAUGACAAUGUCAGCUCCACAUUAGAAAUUUCCAGUAAUCAGGUAAGGAGGAAAAAAAGAAAAAAAGAAAAAACAGCUAAAUAGAAACAUUUACAAGUGGAUUGAAAAGACUGAGCCAAAUUCUACCCUCAGUUCUAAGCCUGUAGCUCUCACCUUCAUUUACCCUUCUCAGAAGAGAAUUACAGGAAUUUAGCUAUGGAGCCAAAAUUAAUUUUAACCUAACUUUGAGAGUAAUAUCAAUUCAGAUUCUCUGGGGGUAUUUUUUGGUGUUUAAAUUUUUUUUCCUUCUCCUUUUUUUAAAUGCAUUAUGUUAGAGUCCAACUGGGAUCCUGAGAUAUUUUCCAUUGUUGUCGCCACGACUUGCAUUGUAAAGCUUUAAUUUGUUCAAUGUUGGCAUAGACUCUUUUGUACAUAUUUAUUUAUUUGUGUUUAUAAAUGUGAGCUUGUUUUAUAUUUUAGCUUUCUAUUGCCUGGCUUUAUUAUCUUUAGCUUUCUAUUGGAGAGACUGUAUAUAUUUUUUUCUAAAUACUUUGUGAAAUAGUUUUCUGUAGUAGUAUCUCUGAAUUUCAUGAAUAAAAAGUGACUGUGAGUGCAAAUUAGAAUUAGUAGUAAGAAGCUACUAUAGCUGGUUUGCCAUUAUACUUAAAUGGAAAAUGUUUUUCAAAUAAAUACUUAUUUUGUUUGUGAUCCAAAUUA
Molecule: messenger RNA, 7462 nt
Organism: Sus scrofa (pig)
Lineage: Eukaryota; Metazoa; Chordata; Mammalia; Artiodactyla; Suidae
Source: RefSeq, a predicted model, not a curated record